AUGACUCUGAACAUAAAAUACAAUCCUAACUUUAGCACAAAGGAGAAGAAAGUAAAUAGUGUGUCUUUCUCACCGCGCAGUAGUGCGUCUCUACGGCGCAGUAGUGCGUCUCUACGGCGCAGUAGUGCGUCUCUAUGGCGCAGUAGUGCGUCUCUACCGCGCAGUAGUGCGUCUCUACCGCGCAGUAGUGCGUCUCUACCGCGCAGUAGUGCGUCUCUACAGCGCAGUAGUGCGUCUCUACAGCGCAGCAGUGCGUCUCUACCUCGCAGUAGUGCGUCUCUACAGCGCAGCAGUGCUUCUCUACCGCGCAGCAGUGCGUCUCUACAGCGCAGCAGUGCUUCUCUACCGCGCAGUAGUGCGUCUCUACGGCGCAGCAGUGCGUCUCUACAGCGCAGCAGUGCGUCUCUACAGCGCAGCAGUGCUUCUCUACCGCGCAGCAGUGCGUCUCUACAGCGCAGCAGUGCUUCUCUACCGCGCAGUAGUGCGUCUCUACGGCGCAGCAGUGCUUCUCUACCGCGCAGUAGUGCGUCUCUACAGCGCAGCAGUGCUUCUCUACCGCGCAGUAGUGCGUCUCUACAGCGCAGCAGUGCUUCUCUACCGCGCAGUAGUGCGUCUCUACGGCGCAGCAGUGCGUCUCUACCGCGCAGCAGUGCGUCUCUACCGCACAGUAGUGCGUCUCUACAGCGCAGCAGUGCUUCUCUACCGCGCAGUAGUGCGUCUCUACAGCGCAGCAGUGCGUCUCUACCUCGCAGUAGUGCGUCUCUACCCCGCAGUAGUGCGUCUCUACCGCGCAGUAGUGCGUCUCUACCUCGCAGCAGUGCGUCUCUACCUCGCAGUAGUGCGUCUCUACCUCGCAGUAGUGCGUCUCUACCUCGCAGCAGUGCGUCUCUACCUCGCAGUAGUGCGUCUCUACCUCGCAGUAGUGCGUCUCUACCUCGCAGUAGUGCGUCUCGCAGUAGUGCGUCUCUACCGCGCAGUAGUGCGUCUCGCAGUAGUGCGUCUCGCAGUAGUGCGUCUCUACAGCGCAGCAGUGCGUCUCUACCUCGCAGUAGUGCGUCUCGCAGUAGUGCGUCUCGCAGUAGUGCGUCUCUACCGCGCAGCAGUGCGUCUCUACCUCGCAGUAGUGCGUCUCUACCUCGCAGUAGUGCGUCUCGCAGUAGUGCGUCUCUACCGCGCAGUAGUGCGUCUCGCAGUAGUGCGUCUCUACCGCGCAGUAGUGCGUCUCGCAGUAGUGCGUCUCGCAGUAGUGCGUCUCUACAGCGCAGCAGUGCGUCUCUACCUCGCAGUAGUGCGUCUCGCAGUAGUGCGUCUCGCAGUAGUGCGUCUCUACCGCGCAGCAGUGCGUCUCUACCUCGCAGUAGUGCGUCUCUACCUCGCAGUAGUGCGUCUCGCAGUAGUGCGUCUCUACCGCGCAGUAGUGCGUCUCGCAGUAGUGCGUCUCGCAGUAGUGCGUCUCUACAGCGCAGCAGUGCGUCUCUACCUCGCAGUAGUGCGUCUCUACCUCGCAGUAGUGCGUCUCUACCGCGCAGCAGUGCGUCUCUACCGCGCAGUAGUGCGUCUCUACCUCGCAGUAGUGCGUCUCUACCUCGCAGUAGUGCGUCUCUACAGCGCAGCAGUGCGUCUCUACCGCGCAGCAGUGCGUCUCUACCGCGCAGCAGUGCGUCUCUACCGCGCAGCAGUGCGUCUCUACCUCGCAGUUGUGCGUCUCGCAGUAGUGCGUCUCUACCUCGCAGUAGUGCGUCUCGCAGUAGUGCGUCUCUACCUCGCAGUAGUGCGUCUCUACCGCACAGUAGUGCGUCUCGCAGUAGUGCGUCUCUACCUCGCAGUAGUGCGUCUCUACCUCGCAGUAGUGCGUCUCUACCUCGCAGUAGUGCGUCUCUACCUCGCAGUAGUGCGUCUCUACCUCGCAGUAGUGCGUCUCUACCGCGCAGUAGUGCGUCUCUACGGCGCAGUAGUGCGUCUCUACGGCGCAGCAGUGCGUCUCUACGGCGCAGCAGUGCGUCUCUACGGCGCAGCAGUGCGUCUCUACCGCGCAGUAGUGCGUCUCUACCUCGCAGUAGUGCGUCUCUACCGCGCAGCAGUGCGUCUCUACCUCGCAGUAGUGCGUCUCUACAGCGCAGUAGUGCGUCUCUACGGCGCAGCAGUGCGUCUCUACGGCGCAGCAGUGCAUCUCUACGCCGCAGCAGUGCGUCUCUACCGCGCAGUAGUGCGUCUCUACAGCGCAGCAGUGCGUCUCUACCUCGCAGUAGUGCGUCUCUACCUCGCAGUAGUGCGUCUCUACCUCGCAGUAGUGCGUCUCUACCUCGCAGUAGUGCGUCUCUACCGCGCAGCAGUGCGUCUCGCAGUAGUGCGUCUCUAACGCGCAGUAGUGCGUCUCGCAGUAGUGCGUCUCUACCUCGCAGUAGUGCGUCUCUACCUCGCAGUAGUGCGUCUCUACCUCGCAGUAGUGCGUCUCUACCUCGCAGUAGUGCGUCUCUACCUCGCAGUAGUGCGUCUCUACCGCGCAGUAGUGCGUCUCUACGGCGCAGUAGUGCGUCUCUACGGCGCAGCAGUGCGUCUCUACGGCGCAGCAGUGCGUCUCUACGGCGCAGCAGUGCGUCUCUACCGCGCAGUAGUGCGUCUCUACCUCGCAGUAGUGCGUCUCUACCGCGCAGCAGUGCGUCUCUACCUCGCAGUAGUGCGUCUCUACAGCGCAGUAGUGCGUCUCUACGGCGCAGCAGUGCGUCUCUACGGCGCAGCAGUGCAUCUCUACGCCGCAGCAGUGCGUCUCUACCGCGCAGUAGUGCGUCUCUACAGCGCAGCAGUGCGUCUCUACCUCGCAGUAGUGCGUCUCUACCUCGCAGUAGUGCGUCUCUACCUCGCAGUAGUGCGUCUCUACCUCGCAGUAGUGCGUCUCUACCGCGCAGCAGUGCGUCUCGCAGUAGUGCGUCUCUAACGCGCAGUAGUGCGUCUCUACCUCGCAGUAGUGCGUCUCUAACGCGCAGUAGUGCGUCUCUACCUCGCAGUAGUGCGUCUCUACAGCGCAGCAGUGCGUCUCUACCUGGCAGUAGUGCGUCUCGCAGUAGUGCGUCUCUACCUCGCAGUAGUGCGUCUCUACCUCGCAGUAGUGCGUCUCGCAGUAGUGCGUCUCGCAGUAGUGCGUCUCUACCGCGCAGUAGUGCGUCUCUACCUCGCAGUAGUGCGUCUCGCAGUAGUGCGUCUCUACCAUGCAGUAGUGCGUCUCUACAGCGCAGUAGUGCGUCUCUACAGCGCAGUAGUGCGUCUCUACCACGCAGUAGUGCGUCUCUACAGCGCAGUAGUGCGUCUCUACCUGGCAGUAGUGCGUCUCUACCACGCAGUAGUGCGUCUCUACAGCGCAGUAGUGCGUCUCUACAGCGCAGUAGUGCGUCUCUACAGCGCAGUAGUGCGUCUCUAGAGCGCAGUAGUCUCGCUCUACCCUCGCUCUACCUCCGCUCUACCUCCGCUCUACCUCCGCUCUACCCCGCUCAACCCUCGCUCUACCUCAGCUCUACCUCCGCUCUACCCUCGCUCUACCUCCGCUCUACCCUAGCUCUACCCUCGCUCUACCUCCGCUCUACCCUCGCUCUACCCCCGCUCUACCUCCGCUCUACCUCCGCUCUACCUCCGCUCUACCUCCGCUCUACCUCCGCUCUACCUCCGCUCUACCUCCGCUCUACCCUCGCUCUACCCUCGCUCUACCCUCGCUCUACCUCCGCUCUACCCCCGCUCUACCUCCGCUCUACCCUCGCUCUACCCUCGCUCUACCCUCGCUCUACCUCCGCGCUACCCCCGCUCUACCUCCGCUCUACCCUCGCUCUACCCCCACCUCGCUCUACCCUCGCUCUACCCUCGCUCUACCGCUUCCGCUCUACCUCCGCUCUACUCCGCUCUACCUCCGCUCUACCUCCGCUCUACUCCGCUCUACCCUCCGCUCUACCUCCGCUCUACCUCCGCUCUACCUCCGCUCUACUCCGCUCUACCUCCGCUCUACCCCGCUCUACCCCGCUCUACCUCCGCUCUACCCCGCUCUACCCCGCUCUACCCUCGCUCUACCUCCGCUCUACCUCCGCUCUACCCCGCUCUACCUCCGCUCUACCCCGCUCUACCCCCGCUCUACCUCCGCUCUACCCCGCUCUACCCCGCUCUACCUCGCUCUACCCCGCUCUACCCGCUCUACCCCGCUCUACCCCGCUCUACCUCCGCUCUACCUCCGCUCUACCCCGCUCUACCCCGCUCUACCCCCGCUCUACCCUCUCGCUCUCUACCCUCCGCUCUACCUCCGCUCUACCCUCCGCUCUACCUCCGCUCUACCCCGCUCUACCUCGCUCUACCCUCCGCUCUACCCCGCUCUACCCCGCUCUACCUCCGCUCUACCUCCGCUCUACCCUCGCUCUACCUCCGCUCUACCCCCGCUCUACCCCGCUCUACCUCCGCUCUACCUCCGCUCUACCUCCGCUCUACCCCCGCUCUACCCUCGCUCUACCUCCGCUCUACCUCCGCUCUACCCUCCGCUCUACCCCCGCUCUACCCCGCUCUACCCUCCGCUCUACCUCCGCUCUACCCCGCUCUACCUCCGCUCUACCGCUCUACCCCGCUCUACCCCGCUCUACCUCCGCUCUACCUCCGCUCUACCUCCGCUCUACCCUCGCUCUACCUCCGCUCUACCUCGCUCUACCCCGCUCUACCUCCGCUCUACCCCCGCUCUACCCCGCUCUACCCGCUCUCUCACCCGCUCUACCCCGCUCUACCCGCUCUACCCCGCUCUACCCCGCUCUACCUCCGCUCUACCUCCGCUCUACCCCCGCUCUACCCUCGCUCUACCCCGCUCUACCCCCGCUCUACCCCGCUCUACCCCGCUCUACCUCCGCUCUACCUCCGCUCUACCCCGCUCUACCUCCGCUCUACCCCCGCUCUACCCUCCGCUCUACCUCCCUCGCUCUACCUCCGCUCUACCCCCGCUCUACCCCGCUCUACCUCCGCUCUACCCCGCUCUACCCCGCUCUACCCCGCUCUACCCCGCUCUACCCUCGCUCUACCCCCGCUCUACCCUCGCUCUCUACCCCGCUCUACCCCGCUCUACCUCCGCUCUACCCGCUCUACCCGCGCUCUACCCUCGCUCUACCCCCGCUCUACCCCCGCUCUACCCCGCUCUACCCCCGCUCUACCCUCGCUCUACCCCCGCUCUACCCCCGCUCUACCCCGCUCUACCCCCGCUCUACCCCCGCUCUACCCCCGCUCUACCCCGCUCUACCCCGCGCUCUACCCCCGCUCUACCCCGCUCUACCCUCGCUCUACCCCGCUCUACCCCCGCUCUACCCCGCUCUACCCCCGCUCUACCCCCGCUCUACCCUCGCUCUACCCCCGCUCUACCCCGCUCUACCCCCGCUCUACCCCGCUCUACCCCCGCUCUACCCCGCUCUACCCCCGCUCUACCUCCGCUCUACCCCGCUCUACCCCCGCUCUACCCCCGCUCUACCCCCGCUCUACCCCCGCUCUACCCUCGCUCUACCCCGCUCUACCCCCGCUCUACCCCCGCUCUACCCCGCUCUACCUCCGCUCUACCCCGCUCUACCCUCGCUCUACCCCCGCUCUACCCCCGCUCUACCUCCGCUCUACCCUCGCUCUACCUCCGCUCUACCCUCGCUCUACCCUCGCUCUACCUCCGCUCUACCCGCUCUACCCUCGCUCUACCUCCGCUCCCUCGCUCUACCCUCGCUCUACCCCCGCUCUACCCUCCGCUCUACCCCGCUCUACCCUCGCUCUACCCCCGCUCUACCCCCGCUCUACCCCCGCUCUACCCCGCUCUACCCCCGCUCUACCCCCGCUCUACCCCCGCUCUACCUCCGCUCUACCUCCGCUCUACCCGCGCUCUACCCCGCUCUACCCCCGCUCUACCCCCGCUCUACCCCGCUCUACCCUCGCUCUACCCCCGCUCUACCCCGCUCUACCUCCGCUCUACCCCGCUCUACCCUCGCUCUACCUCCGCUCUACCCCCGCUCUACCCCCGCUCUACCUCCGCUCUACCCUCGCUCUACCUCCGCUCUACCCCCGCUCUACCCUCGCUCUACCCUCCGCUCUACCCUCGCUCUACCCUCGCUCUACCCCCGCUCUACCCCCGCUCUACCCCCGCUCUACCCCCGCUCUACCCUCGCUCUACCUCCGCUCUACCCCCGCUCUACCUCCGCUCUACCCUCGCUCUACCCUCCGCUCUACCUCCGCUCUACCCUCGCUCUACCCUCCGCUCUACCCCCGCUCUACCCUCGCUCUACCCUCCGCUCUACCGCUCUACCCUCGCUCUACCUCCGCUCUACCCCCGCUCUACCCUCGCUCUACCCUCGCUCUACCUCCGCUCUACCCUCGCUCUACCCUCGCUCUACCCCCGCUCUACCCCCGCUCUACCCUCGCUCUACCCGCCCCCGCUCUACCUCCGCUCUACCCCGCUCUACCCCCGCUCUACCUCCGCUCUACCCUCGCUCUACCCUCCGCUCUACCCCCGCUCUACCCUCCGCUCUACCUCCGCUCUACCCUCGCUCUACCUCCGCUCUACCCUCCGCUCUACUCCUCGCUCUACCUCCGCUCUACCCCGCUCUACCCCGCUCUACCUCCGCUCUACCCCGCUCUACCCCGCUCUACCCUCCGCUCUACCUCCGCUCUACCCUCGCUCUACCCCGCUCUACCCUCGCUCUACCCCGCUCUACCCCGCUCUACCUCCGCUCUACCCCGCUCUACCCCCGCUCUACCCUCCGCUCUACCUCCGCUCUACCCUCCGCUCUACCCUCCGCUCUACCUCCGCUCUACCCCCGCUCUACCCCGCUCUACCUCCGCUCUACCCUCGCUCUACCCUCGCUCUACCUCCGCUCUACCUCCGCUCUACCCCCGCUCUACCCUCGCUCUACCCUCCGCUCUACCCCGCUCUACCUCCGCUCUACCCUCGCUCUACCUCCGCUCUACCCCCGCUCUACCCCUCGCUCUACCCUCGCUCUACCUCCGCUCUACCCUCGCUCUACCCGCUCUACCCCGCUCUACCCCCGCUCUACCCCCGCUCUACCCCGCUCUCCCCGCUCUACCCCGCUCUACCCCGCUCUACCCCGCUCUACCCUCGCUCUACCCUCGCUCUACCCUCCGCUCUACCCCCGCUCUACCUCCGCUCUACCUCGCUCUACCUCCGCUCUACCCCGCUCUACCUCCGCUCUACCCCGCUCUACCCCCGCUCUACCUCCGCUCUACCUCCGCUCUACCCUCGCUCUACCCUCGCUCUACCUCCGCUCUACUCCGCUCUACCUCGCUCUACCCCGCUCUACCCCCGCUCUACCCCCGCUCUACCCCCGCUCUACCCCCGCUCUACCCCCGCUCUACCCCCGCUCUACCCUCCGCUCUACCCCCGCUCUACCCCCGCUCUACCCCCGCUCUACCCCGCUCUACCUCGCUCUACCCCCGCUCUACCCUCGCUCUACCUCCGCUCUACCCUCGCUCUACCUCCGCUCUACCCUCGCUCUACCUCCGCUCUACCCUCGCUCUACCUCCGCUCUACCCCCGCUCUACCCUCGCUCUACCCUCCGCUCUACCCCCGCUCUACCCCUCCGCUCUACCCCGCUCUACCCCGCUCUACCCUCGCUCUACCCUCGCUCUACCCCCGCUCUACCCCCGCUCUACCCCGCUCUACCCCCCGCUCUACCCCCGCUCUACCCCGCUCUACCCCCGCUCUACCCCGCUCUACCCCCGCUCUACCCCCGCUCUACCCCCGCUCUACCCCCGCUCUACCUCCGCUCUACCCCCGCUCUACCUCCGCUCUACCCCCGCUCUACCCCCGCUCUACCCUCGCUCUACCCUCGCUCUACCCCCGCUCUACCUCCGCUCUACCUCCGCUCUACCCUCGCUCUACCUCUCGCUCUACCUCCGCUCUACCCCGCUCUACCCCGCUCUACCCCCGCUCUACCCCGCUCUACCCCCGCUCUACCCCGCUCUACCCUCGCUCUACCCCCGCUCUACCCCGCUCUACCCCCGCUCUACCCUCCGCUCUACCCCGCUCUACCCCCGCUCUACCUCCGCUCUACCCUCGCUCUACCUCGCUCUACCUCCGCUCUACCCCCGCUCUACCCCCGCUCGCUCCGCUCUACCCGCUCUAACCCCGCUCUAACCUCCGCUCUACCCCCGCUCUAA
Knipowitschia caucasica is the source of this 8160-nucleotide messenger RNA. The record is from the annotation of a GenBank genome assembly. NCBI's taxonomy places the organism in Eukaryota, Metazoa, Chordata, Actinopteri, Gobiiformes, Gobiidae.